AUGAAACGACAUCGUGGGCGUCUGUCGUCCAAGCUCGCCGCGACAUGGAAGCCAGAAGACAUGGCGCAGAAUGCGGAACACGAGAGCCAGACGGACCACGUCAAACUUCAGACCGAUGGAACCACCGAUCAAGACAAGAUGCAUGCUCCCACACACGCACCGCUAUCACCCAAUCCUCGUGUCCCCCUAGUCCACCGCCUGCUCGCCCACUCGUCCGGCACGGUCACAAGCGACGAAUCACACGUGUCCACCCAUCACCCGCUGCAGGAAUGCGAGAAUGCGCCGCGGGCAGAGGCACAGCAGGCGGUCUCUCCGCUGCCACCGCCGAGCGCCAGGCCACAGCAGACACUCCAUGGACUGAACGGCUGCCGCCCACCCGUCGCGUCCUCGUCGCACUCUACUUACCCGCCCACUCGUCCAGCGACGAAUCGCGACAGUCCGCCUAGAUCACCUGCCCACUGGCUUGGUCCGUCACCAACACGCCCGCAUCAGCGACAGGAGGAAGAUGCCGCCGCGCAGCCUGGGCGCCGAGCGGCCACGAGCCAUCCGCAGACAGAGUACGCCGCCUCGCGCGCCGCAUCCGCGCAUGGCGCCCCAGCGCCCGCGUCCCGCUCCCUGCUGGGUGUUCCACGCGCACAACGCCAAGCCCGCGCUGACACAGCAUUCACAGCAGCGCGCAGCAGCGUGCGAGGGGCGUGCGCGGACGCGGAAGCGAGCCCCGCGUGGCGCUCGCUAUCUGGCGAGCGAGCGGUACGCGCUCUGCCUCUCUGCGCUGGGCAUCGCCGGACCGUCUGCGACGCGAACGACGCGCACCGCGUCACGCGUGGACAAGACCGCGAGGAGCAGGUUUCCUCGUCGGAUUACCGCAUCUCAGACGUCCGCGCAGCCUUUAGCUUUUGA
This is a messenger RNA of Heterobasidion irregulare TC 32-1, 900 nucleotides long. RefSeq lists its product as uncharacterized. Bases 1 to 900 code for a protein of 299 amino acids. The transcript is spliced from 4 exons. NCBI's taxonomy places the organism in Eukaryota, Fungi, Basidiomycota, Agaricomycetes, Russulales, Bondarzewiaceae. The record is from RefSeq and is a predicted model, not a curated record.